Molecule: messenger RNA, 3653 nt
Organism: Gadus chalcogrammus (walleye pollock)
Lineage: Eukaryota; Metazoa; Chordata; Actinopteri; Gadiformes; Gadidae
Exons: 15
Coding region: 1821-3647 (608 amino acids)
Source: RefSeq, a predicted model, not a curated record
UUGCACACAGGGAAUGACUCUCGUCAGCAACGACGCACUCCAGCGAUUUAUACAAUAUAAACACAUUAUAUAAAGCAAAACCCCUCUUUCAUUUUAAAAUAGUAUGUAAAUAAUAGGCCUCCAUCUUUGUUAUACUUUUAAAAUGUCCCUAUAUAGCCUAUUUUAUAGCUUUUACACUGAUAUUAUCAAACAGGAAUGCGAAAUGCAUCCUGGGAUAUUUGACGGUCCCAACGCAGGCACACCAGUACAGAAAAGAACGCGAAUUGAGAAACAUUCCUUUUUACAUGGGCAAUUUGUGUAAAUAUGAAACAAUAUCAGAUGUUUUUGAGUUUGCGAUGGGUUUCCUCCAGCAAUUUAUACAAUAUAAACACAUUAUAUAAAGCAAAACCCCUCUUUCAUUUUAAAAUAGUAUGUAAAUAAUAGGCCUCCAUCUUUGUUAUACUUUUAAAAUGUCCCUAUAUAGCCUAUUUUAUAGCUUUUACACUGAUAUUUUAAAACGGGAAUGCGAAAUGCAUCCUGGGAUAUUUGACGGUCCCAAGUCGAUGGACAAAGAGGCAGACACGGAGUUCUGCCUCUGUCUAUCCGUUUAUUUGAAUUCAUAGAUGAUCGCUAGGCUAGCUAUUAUUCACAAGCCAAAAUCCAAAUCAUGAAAUAAAAGGUAUUUCCGAAUCCGUGUAUGGUUUGUUAAAUUGGAAUAUUCAAUGAACGAACCAUACACGGAGUUCUCUGCCUCUCUGUCCAUUGUUUGAUUUGAAUUCGCGGGCUUUUCCCAGCAUUCGUUGCGGUUGUAUCCAUUUUCAAGCAAACAAAACAAACCAACUGUAUUAUUCAGUCUACCCGUUUUGGACAUCCGUCAAUCUUAUCUUUUUUACUUUGGCGAGCAAGAAGUCAGGAGAUGUUGUCUGGUAUGAAGAGCAGAGAAACACAUCUACAACAUCUGUACAGGUGUGGGCGUGGCAUACUCCCAUGGUGCUUCGCGAGUUGAAUGACUAUCGUCAGCGACGCACGGCACGGCUCACUCUCUGAUCGGAUUUUCUCUGCUUGAGACAUCUUUGUUCAGAUAGACCAUUUUGCUCUCCUUUCCACGGAUUAAUAUUGUGAGCGGAUUCAUUCGAGUACGUUCUGUCUUUCAACUUUGCGGUUCAACCAAAGAACUUCGUUGUCAAGGUAAGUCCUUAUGAAAUGGAUAAUUAUGUUUAUUGUAUUAAGUUAGCAUGGUUGCUUUGGCGGUUUGUUGAUGCAGUUAUGGCAUAAGCUUUCUUCUUUCUUCGUGAGUGCCUGGUUUGUUGACAUGAUGUGGUGAUGGCGGCGUCUGGGCGGCCAUUUUACCUUAGAAAAGCUUUCUUUGUCUAAGUCAGUGAAAAACAACGUAAUCGUGCAGCUUAGUUGUGUAUCACAUCAUCAUGAUGUGGUGAUGGCAGCGUCUAGGCGGCCAUUUUACCACAGAAAAGCUUUCUUUGUCUAAGUCAGUGAAAAACAACGUAAUCGUGCAGCUUAGUUGUGUAUCACGGGUAGGCAACUAGCUACCCUGUUUAUUGUAUUAAGUUGGCAUGGUUGCUUUGGCGGUUUGUUGAUGCAGUUAUGGCAUAAGCUUUCUUCUUUCUUCGUGAGAAAAGCUUUCUGGUGGACUCUGUCAAUGUAGGGUUAGGGUUGUAGUUGUUUUGGUAGCGGCUAAAUUAGCAUGUCGCGAUACUACAGGGGAUCACGUCUGCGCCGAGUAGAUGCGCAGAGGGUUGAAACGGCGGCGUCUAGGCCGCCAGCCAUAUUACCACAGAAAAGCUUUCUGGUGGACUCUGUCCAUACAAUGCAAUGUGUUUUAAAUGCUGAAAUGUCGUGUUACAUUCACUUUUUACACGCACACAUCCGCCCAACAGUCUAAACUCUAUCUCUGUCCACCAUAUGCAAUGUGUUUUAAAUGCUGUGCUGUUGGUCAUGAAACGGGAGAUCGUCCGCCGUACCAACUCAAGAUGCCUCGUGCCUCGCGCGCUUCGGCUGCAGCCAAGGUGAGGAUGAGGACGUUUCUUCCGAUGGCAACGACUCUGGCUAGAGGCUUCCUCCCUGUGCGUGGCACUGGAGCACGUCACCGUGUCGAGCCGUGGCCUGUCUCUGCCCACACUGGGAAGUUCAACCGAUUGGAUCUCCCUCCUGAGUCUCCAGAUAAGCAGUUUGUGCUGUUUGUGGGCGACUCGCAUCUGCGUGCGUUGGUUGACCGUUACGUGAGGAUGCCAGACGGUUGCCUUUCGUUUGGGUUCCUGUCUACGCCUGGGGCGUCUGCCGCUGAGCUCCGCACUGAGUUGCUGAACGCAGACAUCCCCAGAACCCCCGACAUCGUUUGCUUGCUGGCUCCAAGCAACAACCUCACGGCGACGCCCGGCAUCGAAGCGGCUGGAGUUGCUUUCGAUGGACUUCUGAGAGCUGCCCGCAGUCGAUGGCCUAAGUUGUUUGUGCUCGAUUUCCCUCCCCGGCUGGCGAGUGAAUUGGCACCGCAACAAUUCCUUCGAGAGGAGUUUCGUCGCGUUGCAGCAAAGAGCGAUGUAAAGUACUGCGUCACAGCUGACCGCUUUCCGCUGGACUCACGUGCCUUGUGGAGUCGUGAUGGGAUCCACCUGAGUGACGAUCGGGGGAUGCCGCUUCUCGCGAAGCUUCUGUGGCACUUCUCCUUUCGGCAGCUACAGUCACCUCUGCCUGUUACACCUCCGCCUGUGUCUCCUCCCAAGUCACCCCCGACUGUGAGACCCUUUGCUACCACCGUGGUUGUGAAGGGAGAGGUUUCACGUCCACGUCCCCUUGACCCCUUCAAGGAAACUGUUGUCGGACGUCGCGGAAAGCGCAGCCAACCUGAGUCCUGGGAUGCGCCUGAGGACUGGGAUCAGUCUUCCGUGCGGAUCCUUCCUCAUGAGGUUUGUACAUUGGUUUGUGUGCCUCCUCUGGUCCUGAGGGAGUGCUUUGUCGUGCUAAACCCUAUCCGGUUUAGCACUGACAAGUUGGCUGCAAUGGAUCGCAUUGUUCCAUCCAACCUUGACGUCCCCAUGGGGAAUCGCUCAAAGAAACGGAAGGUGGCACAUGGAACCACGGCUGUGGUCUCCAAAGGAAAGAAGGCCCGCCUUGAGGCACUUCAAACUCCAGCAAGGAUUGCCAAACCUUUGAAGCUGGUACCUCCCCCUCGACCUGUGCCAGAAGCUGCUGUGCCAGCCACUCUGGAGGGCAGCGUCUUUGUGCCUUCGAGCAAGUUUGCUCAACCGGAGGUGGAUGACCAGACUCUGUGUGUUGAUGAGUGGCCGUUACUUCAAACAGAGUUUUGUGAGAAGGUGAACCAGCCAACUCCUCGGGUUGUCUCUGGACAGAGAAAACAAGAGGAGCUAACACCUUGGGGGCCAAAAGUUGUGAUGGCCCAGGCUGAUAAACCAACAGCCAAUGAGACCAGCUUCUUGGGAUGUUCAACCAAGAUGACACACAUUGAGGACCAUGAGCCGUUUGAACCAGCACCUGAGGUCACUGCGAGCAGUCAGCAGCAGAGCCCGCCUGAGGACAAUGGCCAGCUUGAAGAUCCUCAUGUAACACUUGCCAAUCAGAAGGUACUUAUUUUUAACAUGUUAUUCCCUGUUCCUUGUGAGUUUUCCUGCCAUUUAUUAGAUCUUGGAAAUUAGUUAAAG